CUGAUUUCUCACUUGUGCGUUCCAUGCCGAUCAUCUGCUACACGACCCGAAUCGACUUCGAACGAUUUUGCUAGGGUUCGAGGUUUUCGCUCUAUGGUUUUGUUUCCAGAAGAUUUAUUACAUCUCGGCUAUAGUUGAAAUGCUCUUCUCAUUCUAAGGACAGAGUCUCCAGUGUACUCGUGUUGUCGUCUACGACAUAUUGGUCGGAUAAUCGGAGGGGUUCAGAGAAAUAUCAAUGAUGGGAAGCGAUUCAACAUGGGUGGGACGGAAACCAGUGAGACGCCUGGGUGGGAUGUCGGAUGCUCUUUCCAUUGCAGCUGAUCUGGGCUUCUCGGUCUCUCCCCCUCCCUCACAGGAAGAGAUCCAAUGUUUUUCCAGUGGCUCUGGUGAAAAGAGUGAUGACUUGGUAAGGGUGCUGAAGGAGCUCACUGCUGUCCAAAGAAAAAUUGCAGACCUGCAAGUGGAGCUUCAGGGCAGAAAGGAGGAUAAGAACAUUGCCCAUCUAACACAUGUUAGUGAAAUGGAGAAGAAGACCGAGACUCUGGCGAGAAUCACCACCAUUCUGAAAGAUGUGAUUCAGAACAAGGACCGCAUAAUUGCUCGGCUUCAGCAACCAUAUUCAUUGGAUUGCAUACCAGUGGAAGCAGAGUAUCAGAAACAGUUUUCUGAGCUACUGAUGAGGGCGGCUAGCGACUACAGUGCAUUGACCACAUCUGCAGCCGACUUCCAUUGGAGCCAAAGUUUCAAAGACCCGCCAACGACAUGGGCAGAAAUGCUUCGUCCUAUCCCUGUCGCAUUGGCUUCCUGCACCAGAUUCUUUGAAGCCAUGUCUGCAAUGAGGGAGUCAUUUUCUACACUUCAAGCUUUAAGAGCCGGCCCUCUUUCCUCCAGUGCAACACCAAACAAGGCUCCUUCUCAAAGAGAACCUUGGAAAGAUUCACAUUGUGUGACUCCACCAUUGAGAACGGAAACCAGUUUUGAUGAUUUGGCCAUUAAAAGCCAAGGGCAAGAAAAUGAACAAGUUACAAAGGGCAGGGAACAUGGUGGUGGUGGCGUUGAAAGCCGUAGACUAUCAUGGCCUACUCCGGUUAAAAAAUACUCCGAGUUUUAAUAAUUAACAACGAUACUCCUAGAAUUUUCGUAUGUUUACACCACUGCUCCAACAUUCUUGACGUACUUUUACAUUGAUGCAUCCAAAAUUUGGAGCAGAGAUAAACAUCUACUCCGGGUAUAAAUUAUUGGAACAACCGAACAACAAUGUAAACAUAUGAAAAAUAUUGGGAUUAUCGAUGUCAUUUAUUGAACCUCAAAGUAUUUAUGUAAAAUUGUGCAAAUUUGGGAGUAAUGAUGUGGUUUUUUUUCUGAAAAAGUUUGGUAUGUAGCUAGUCAUGAUU
Molecule: messenger RNA, 1394 nt
Organism: Cuscuta campestris
Lineage: Eukaryota; Viridiplantae; Streptophyta; Magnoliopsida; Solanales; Convolvulaceae
Source: the annotation of a GenBank genome assembly